AUCAUUUAAAGAAUACGUCCUUAAUUCUCUGUGUAAUUGAAUGACCCGGCCCAUAAAAGUUAUAUUUGACCCGACCCAGCCCAAUGUAAUAACGAAGGUUAAACCCUGACUGGUUUUGUAGCUGCCACCAUCAAUCUCAAAUCCCAUCACCACCACUCCCACUCACCGACGAUGAGCGUUCCGAAAGCGGUUGCAGCGACGAUCCGAUUGAGAGUUCCAGCCGGCGGCGCACGUCCCGCGCCACCAGUGGGACCCGCACUAGGUCAAUACCGUCUUAACCUAAUGGCAUUCUGCAAAGACUUCAACGCGCGAACUCAGAAAUUCAAGCCAGACACACCAAUGGCGGUUACAAUUACAGCUUACAAAGACAACACGUUCGAGUUCAUAGUGAAAUCUCCGUCCGUCUCGUGGUACCUGAAGAAAGCCGCCGGAAUCGAAUUAGGCAGUACUCGCCCCGGUCACGUGACCGCCACGACUCUGUCUCUUCGGCACGUGUACGAGAUCGCUAAGGUGAAACAAUCCGAUCCGUUUUUGCAGAACAUGCCUCUUGAGUCGCUUUCGAAAUCGAUUAUCGGUACGGCUAGUAGCAUGGGAAUCAAAAUUGUGAAGGAUCUUGAUUGAAUUUGAUUAAGGGAAUUCAAAGUUUGGUUUUGAAAUUGUUCAAUAAUGGCGUUGAUUGUUGUUUAUUCUGUUUCUAAUGGUUUUGUUGUGUUGAAUACAAGUUUAGUGGAAGAAAGUGAUUAUAAUCUUAUUGUUACUUAGCUGAUAGAUUUUUAAUCAGUCAAAUCUAUGCUAAUGGAGAGUAUUAAUUAUGGUUA
This is a messenger RNA of Lathyrus oleraceus (garden pea), 818 nucleotides long. RefSeq lists its product as uncharacterized. Gene Ontology annotation, cellular component: ribosome; large ribosomal subunit. Gene Ontology annotation, molecular function: large ribosomal subunit rRNA binding; structural constituent of ribosome. The transcript has a single exon. The record is from RefSeq and is a predicted model, not a curated record. The coding region runs from base 172 to 621 and encodes 149 amino acids. NCBI's taxonomy places the organism in Eukaryota, Viridiplantae, Streptophyta, Magnoliopsida, Fabales, Fabaceae. Gene Ontology annotation, biological process: translation.